This is a messenger RNA of Malus domestica (apple), 2143 nucleotides long. The record is from RefSeq and is a predicted model, not a curated record. Lineage: Eukaryota; Viridiplantae; Streptophyta; Magnoliopsida; Rosales; Rosaceae.
ACACUCUGUAAAUACAUGUUGCAUAUUUUAUGUCAUGAGCAUAAGGGUAGUGUUUUUCGGAAUACAGAAUUAGGGUUUGAAACAAGAACCAAUUGAAGUCAGUUUCUUUUCAAUUGCAGCUUGAUUCCAGAGAAGGAUUGAAAUUCAUGGGAUUUCAUGAACUGGGCUGAAUCUGUGGAAGAUGAAGAUAAAGGUGAUAACCACGAGACUUCCUAACUCAACAGGUACUCCUUCAUUCAUUUUUACCUUUCUGCACAAAAAAGAUGGAUUUCAUUCCGCUGCUGGUAAUGCUAAUGCUACUAGUACAGUUAGAUUUAAACAAACACAUUUGGAAUCGGACAAUUUGAUCCAAACUCGAUGCAAAUAUGGAAAAAUUGGGAAAGAUGAAGCAUUGGGUUACUUCGAUUCCAUGAUUCAAACCAAACCCUUGCCCUCUAUUUGGACUUUCAAUUGUUUGUUUGGGGCACUCUCCAAGAUGAAGGAGUAUUCUGCUGUGGUUUCUAUGUGUAAACAGUUGAUGGGUUGCGCUCAAUUCCGACCUGAUGUCUGUACAAUGAAUAUUUUUCUGAAUUGCUUGUGCCGUCUGAACCGGGUGGACUUGGGUUUCUCUGUUUUAGCAACUACCCUUAAAUAUGGUCUUCAACCCGAUGCUCAUUCUAUAAGUAUUUUACUUCACGGACUUUGCAAGUACAGUUCCUGGGACGAGGCAAUGAAAUCACUUAUGCUACCAUGAUCAAUGGGUUAUGCAAGGCUGGGAAAACUUCUAAGGCACUAGAGAUACUAAUGAAGAUGUGGGAAGAUGGAAGGUUCAAGCCCAACCAAGAAUGCUACAAUCCAAUCAUUGAUAGCCUCUGUAAAGAAAGACGAAUAGACGAGGCCUUGACCCUAUUUCGAGAUAUGAUCAGCAAAAGUGUUGUACCGAAUGUUUUCAAUUAUAACACAUUGAUUCAUGGGUUAUGCAACACGAGUCGCUGGGAAGAAGUGCUCUCUCUUUUGGAAGCAAUGGAAGAUCAAGGAGUCAAGCCAGAUGUUUUAACCUACACCGCUCUAAUUUAUGCAUUGUGCCAAUUGGGGAGGUUGGAAAAAGCCAAGAGCUUCUUGAUUUGCAUGCUUAACAGUGGAAUUUCACCCAAUGUAUACACAUAUAAUGUUCUUAUCAGCGGUCUUUGCAAGGAAGAAAGAAUUCAAGAAGCGCUUGCUCUAUUUGAAAAGAUGACAAUGAGAGGCAUAAAGCCUGAUGUUGUCACUUUUAAUUGCUUGAUUUCUACUUCAUGCAAGUCUGGUAACUGGGAGGAAGUUAUGAGUUUAUUUAAAACCAUGAUUGGUUAUGGAGCCUUGCCUGAUAUUGUUACAUAUAAUUCUGUACUGGAUGCUUUAUGCAAGGAAGGGAAGACAGCAGAGGCACUGAAUCUUGUGGAAGAAAUGAUCCAUAGAGGGGAAAAGCCUGAUGUUGUGACUUACAACUCCUUAAUUAAUGGAUUGUGCCGUACAGCUCAAUGGGAAGAAGCUACAAGGGUGUUUAAUAGAAUGCUGGAUGAAGGUGUUGCCCCAGAUGUUAUCACUUACAACAGUUUAAUCAAUGGCAUGUGCCGUACAGCUCAAUGGGAAGAAGCCACAAGGUUGUUUGAUGAUAUGGUAGGCCGGGGACUCUUGCCUGAUACCGUUACUUUGGGUAUGAAACUCAGCACAAUAACUUGCAGUAUGCUGGUUAGUGAACAUUGUUUGCAGGGCAGAAUGGAUAAGGCGAAGGUGGUGUUGAACUUAAUGGUGAUUAUGGGUUAUGCGCCUGAUAUUGCUUCCUAUAAAACCUUGGUCAACGGCUAUAUAAACGUUAACAGAAUCGGUGAAGCUUUGAGGCUUGUUAAAGAAAUGAUCCAAAUAGGAUUGAUGCCUGAUCUGGAAAUGCAACGAACUUUGGGGCGUUUUCGUCGUAAAAGCCAUGUUGGAUUAGCAGGGUAAUGCUCAAAUUGUCCAACAUAUAUAUAGUUGUAUCCUAAUUGUUGGCAUUGUUGAUGUACCUUAAACACAACCAGCUAUAUGAUGUUUUAUACAAUCUGCAAACAUUCGGUUGACUCAUCCUGUGGAAACAUUUCUGUGGCCUUUUAAAUGCUUAGCAAGAUGGAAUUCUAUUCCAUUAACUGAA